GACUUAAUCAGUGCCAUGAAACUUCCGGAUUCUGAGCCACUUGCACACGAUGAGUACUGGGUUAUAGCUGAUCAGUGGAAGCAGGAGUGGGAGCGUGGCGUUCAAGUUCCUGUCAAUCCCGAUUCCCUCCCAGAACCAUCCGUUCGCUUCAUCCAGAGCUCCAGCAUCUACAAGGGAAGAUCCGACUUUAAACUACCCAAGAACAAAUACAUCCGGAUAACGAAGGAUGAGAGUUUUUCGUCUGAUCUUCAUUACUUAUCAAAUGCACCGGCAAUGGCUGAUGCUGCGUGUUCUUAUGACUUGGAUCAGUGCGAUGAGGCGUGGCUCAAGCUGAUGAAUGGUGAGAGGGUUCAGUGUGGCCUGUCUCCCGUGACUGAGGAGCAGUUUGAGCGCGUCGUGGAGGAGCUGGAGACUCGCUGCUGGGACAAAAUACAAGCAAUCAUGAAGAGUGAAGAGGGUCUGGGCAUCGAAUAUGAUGAGAAUGUUAUUUGUGAUGUUUGCCGAUCGCCUGAUUCGGAGGAAGCGAACGAAAUGGUGUUUUGUGAUAACUGCAACAUUUGUGUGCAUCAGGCUUGCUACGGAAUAACCGUGAUUCCACCAGGUCAGUGGAUGUGCCGCACCUGCAAUGUGGGCCAGAGGCCAGAUUGUGUUCUGUGUCCCAACAAAGGUGGUGCCAUGAAAUCCACGAGAUCGGGUCAGAAGUGGGCACAUGUUUCGUGUGCCCUGUGGAUACCGGAAGUGAGCAUUGGAUCGGUGGAUAGGAUGGAGCCAAUCACAAAAAUUUCGAGCAUUCCGCAGAGUCGAUGGGCACUGCUGUGUGUGCUGUGCCGGGAGCGCGUUGGGGCGUGUAUUCAGUGUUCAGUGAAGACGUGCAAGACAGCCUAUCAUGUGACAUGUGCUUUUCAGCAUGGACUUGAGAUGCGUGCCAUCAUUGAAGAUGAGCAUGCUGAGGAUGGGGUUAAAUUGAGAUCGUACUGUCUCAAACAUAGUAUGAAUAAGAGUAAGAGGGACAAAAGUGGUAAUUCAUGUGGGGGUAAUAAUGCCAAUGCAUCUGGUAGUGAAGAUGAUGAUGUGAAGAGGAAGAAACAGAGGAAGGAUAUGACGACUGAAGAGAGGAAUCAGGCAAGGAUUCAGCGAUUGCAGGAGGUUGAGGCGGAUUUUGACAAGCAUGUUAAUGUCAAAGAUAUCAGUUGUCAUUUGUUAGAGGUGGAUCAGGAGGGGAUUCAUGGAAUCUACAAUUAUUGGAUACUCAAAAGAAAAUCAAUGAACAAUCGACCAUUGCUACCGCCAAAAUCUGAAGAUGUUGAUAUGGCGAGUCAUAAGCAAGGUCAGGCUGAUGUUGAGAAGAUGAAGAUGUUUGUGCAUCUGAGGCAGGAUUUGGAGAGAGUGAGAAAUUUAUGCUACAUGGUUAGCAGGAGAGAAAAAUUGUCCAGAUCAUUCUUUAAGAUGCGCGAACAAACAUUCCAUAAGCAGGUGACAUUGCUGACGGAUAUGAAAGUGAAGAAGGUGGAUGAAUCCAUGGUGCAGGCAGUUCUUCAGGCCAAUCAUGGUCCAUCGAUUUACGAUCGAUUGUACUCAGCUAGGCAGGUGACUGUUCCGAAUCAGGAGAAAUGGGAUCAACUGGUGCAGCGUCUAGCUGAAUGUGUUAACAUGGAAGUGGAUGAGGUUAAGGCCAAGAAUACAGAUCUCAAUGGGGUGAAUCAGAAGAGGCAUCAGAAGUCGACGAAGAAAACGGUAUUCAAUGGAGCAGCUGCCAGGAGGGCAUCAACAUAUGUCAGCAGCCUAAGUAGUGACAGUGAAUCGUCCACAGGACGAAUGAUCAGGGAGAUAUCGUCGGUGAAGAAGACGCCAAAGACAGCUGAAGGAACAAAAAUUGAUCGACGGAAAAGGCGUGUCAAUAGCUCCGCUGCGGCCAAGAGUAAGAAUCUCGUGGAUACGAGCAGUGAAGAAGAUGAUGGUGGACAGGAAAAGCAGAGAUCUCCGAGGAAUCGUACCCUAAGACAAAUGGCCAGGGAGAUGUCCAAUGACAAGAGUCGUCUGUCGUCAAAUAGUGAUGAAAGUGAUGAACUUCUGCCGAUUCGCAAUAGUAGUGGUCAGGAGGCACGUGGAAAGAUGUCAGCUAUUUAUUCAGACAGUGACAGCACAGAUAAGGACAAAACGGACAAUGGGGCAAGUGAUUCGCAGCAGCAUGUGGUGAGAACGAAGGCGGCAAUGAAGGAAUUUGUGCCGCAAAAGAGCACAAAGGCCACAGUGGACUCAAAGAGUUCGGAUGCACCUGUACAUAAGACCAGAGAGAAGAAGGGUGGUAAAACUGCCAAGCAGGAUACCAGCAAUAAGACCAACAACAGUAAGAGUGUGAGCAAUAAGAAGACCUUCAAUACCGACUUAUUGGUGGUACCACAGAGGCAGGCGGCUAAGAAGGCUUCGGAAAAUAUGAAGUCAACAGCUCAGACUGCUCCAGCAGGAGUUGCAAAGAAGGAAAUGCCACCAUCAAAGGGGGCACCAGCACCAGCAGCAGCUGAGGCUGAAGUGAAAGAGAGACGGGAUUCACUGAUGAGUCCCAGCAAGGAGAAGGUAUCCAAGGGUAAACCUCCGAAAUCAUCGCAAACCUCGACAACGCCCAAAGGCAAGGAGAAGAGUGCUGAGGCUGAGAAUCGGGAACUGCUGGAGAAGUUGGCGUACGUGCCACAGAGGCAGGCAGCUAAGAAGGCAGCUGAACACAUCAAGAGUGGUCUGGGAAAACCAACAGAAGCUCCAGCAGCAGCAGCUGCAGCGCCUCCUGCAGAAGAACAGUCUAAACCGACAAAAAGUCAAACAGCUCCAGCAACGAAAAAAUCUGUGGAUGACACCAAGAAAAAUGCAACACCUGUUGUCAUCUCGAGCAGUUCAAGUUCAUACACUGGAAGCAGUUCUUCGUCAUCUUCGACGUCUUCAUCGUCAUCUGACACGGAAGAAGAAGUGACAAAGACAACAUCAUCAAAGAAGUCCACCGCACCUCCGCCGCCGAAAGAAACAAAAGCCGGUCCGGUGAAUAACAGAACCAGAGACUUGCCCUUUCUUGACAAGGACACCAAGUCUCUGCGUUCCGUUAGUACGAGCGAUUCAAGUGGAACGGAAUCGGAGAGUAGCGAUGAAAGCAGUGAAUCCACCAGCAACAAUAACAAUCGCAACAGCACCAAAAAGGCGACAACUGGACGUCGGGUUGUCGCAGAAGGGAAGCUUAAAACUUCCGGACUGGGACGACCGGGAACGUCCAGUGGUGGUGCGGUCCCGGCCAAAGAUGAUGCUUCACGUUCAGGAACCACCAAGGUUGCUGCACGUGGCAGUAAGAGGACGAGUGUGUCAGGUGAUCGGAGACGAAGUGCUGACGGCGACAAACAGGGAGCUCCUGAUAAGAUUCCGGAGUCGUCAGGAGGAGAAGUCACCCCAGCAGCAGCAGCAGCCGUCACCGCUUCCGCCGCCACAACUGCUGCCAGUAAUCAGCGUCGAAGAAAGUCCAGUGGUGAGACUACAAAAUUGUCUCAGAAGUCACAGGAAUCUGCCCCAAUCCCAACAACAGCCAAGAGCCCGCCCAAGACCGUCAAGUCCGAUGAACUUCCAGCUGAGAAGCGGAAGGUGCACGAGAAGGUAAAUGCCACAUCAACCACCAAAGAGUCUCCUCAGGCUGGCAAGAAAACAGCCACAGCGGCAGCGGCGACGGCGACGGCGACGGCGGUUGUGGAAUCUCCGAGAAAAGUGAGUGAGAGACGAAAGUCCAGGACUCCCAGUGAGGAGAACAAAGAGCCACAGUUUAAGAGUCCCGAAAGGAAAUCCGUUAGAGAUCCACCACCUAAACCAUCACCGAAUCGAGAGGAGAACAUCACAACAAAUGCCAAGAGUAGGAGUGUUACGCCAACAAAGAGGGACACUCCAUCGCCAAUGAAGAGACCACCAAGUAGUGGUGCAACUGAUGAGAUUCCAGUGGUUCUGUCGCCCUACAAUAAGCAACAGACACUGCCGGAAACUAAAACCGAGACAGAAAGUGAUGUGAUUGCGAGAGAAAGUGAAAAUCGGCCGGCUAGUGCAAUGGAUAAACCAGUACAGAAGAGUAUCUUCUCACCACUUCCACAGACCCCAGCACCACCUCCAACUAGUGCCAAAAGCCAAAAGGAUCCGUGUGCAUUCUUUGAUUUUACCGAUGAUCUCCUGCCAGGGGUCACAGAAACCAUCAAUGAUGAUAGUUUCAGUGUACAACCAGAUGCCACGGAAAAUCUGAGAUCUGUGGGUUUGGGAGUGCCAUUCUCACAUACCACGGAUAUUCUGUUUAAGGAGGAUUACAAGGAGGACAGUGAAAAGGAGACAAUGAAUCUGGUGGUGAAGUUGAGGCAGAAAUAUAAGAGGACCCAUUCAACGGCUUCGUCAGCACCUUCGGAAUCUGGAAAUCAAGAGCAGAAGGUGGCACAGAUGCAGGAAUCUCCCGAAAUUGUUGAGAACAAGGUCAAUAACACAGUGUCUCCGCAAAAUCUGGAUAUGUCCAGUAAGCGAUUGACUCCAGAAGUGGAGAAAUUGUCUGUGGACACAACAAAUUUCCAACCGAGUAAAUUCGAUAUGGUUGUGGCAUCGAGUGGAGAACCGUCGCAGCAGCCGAUGCCCAAGGUAUCAGCUGAAAGUGGCGGUGUAAUUGAUCAUACAGUGCCACUUCCAGUGGAUGAUCGAUGGAUACCACCAUCGGAAUUGCCAUCCACAAAUGUCACGCAUCACAGUCAGAUGAUGUUUGAUCCCAAGGUGAUGCCACAGAAUAUGGCUCAGGCCACAAUGGAGGAGAUUGUGUCACAGAGUCUGGUGGCAUCUGGUGGCAAUACGGCGGAUUUCUUGAAGCAAAUUCAGGAGAGGAUGGAAUAUCAGACAAAUCAUUUGGCUGCACAGCAGCAACAGCUGCAUCAGCAACAAUCGGUGAUAACAUCGGAUUCUGGUGGGAUGCAUCAGCAGCAAAGUGGAGGGCAGACGGCUAAGCCGAUGACACCACAUCACAAAGGGGGAAUGGAGUAUGAUGAUAAUUCUAGCAUACAGAGCCCGUAUUCGGUGCAUCCGUCAAAUUGGGUUGAGAGUGAUAUGAUGCCAAAUCGAAGAUCGGUAUCAUCAUCACCGGCCAGUAGUGGAUCAGAGAGUCAUGAUCCUAAGGCCAGAUUGACGCCACAGCCGCCGGAGAAUGUGAUGGGGAAUCAGAUGAAUGUUCAUCAUCAUCAGAGUCAUAGGAAUCUCCUGUCGGAUAUGCCAACUUUUAUGAAUAUGCAACAUACGGGAAUUCAACCAUUUCCGGCUGUUUCUCAAGCUCCUCCACCUACGCACAAUUCUGCCCUCAUGGACAGCAUGAUGCCACCGUUCAACUAUGCUGAGGCUACGGGAGGAUUUACGGGACCAGUAACACUCUUUCCACCAUCUGGACCGAAUGUUCAGUUACCCUUCCCAUCACCAGGUGCUGCAAUGUUUCCACCGGCUUUUGGGCAGUCCUUUACACCGGCUCCUACAAGUCAGCAGUCUCUAGGAGGAGGCGGUGGCGGAGUACCGAUGCAGAAGCCCGAGGAUCUUCUGACAGUCACCAACACCAUUCCUUCCUAUCCGUCAAAUCCGUGUGGGGCAGCUUUCACGUCAUCCAGUCAGAAUAUGGCACUAACGGCAGCAAUGGUAUCACCAACUCCUGCUCCCAUCUCAAUAACAUCCCCCCAACCUUCUCAGCAACUUCCACUGCAGCCGGCUAAUCUUUCCCAACCACCUCCUCCACCUGCUCCGGCUGAAACUAUUCCGCCGAAGGGUACACCUGAGGAGGAUGUGAUGAAAUCUCCAGCUAAACCUAAUCGGAAGAGUCAGACAAAAUCUCCCGCCAAAAGUCCAGCCAAGAGUCCUCGGCAGCAGCAGCAGCAACAGCAACAGCAGCAGCAACCCGUGGAUGUCAAUAGACAACUUCCUCCUGCUGUUCCAGCCAGCAAAGUCAUAAAGCAGGAUCCGGCGAAGGUGAGAAAAACGAGAGGUGGUGCAACUCCCGGAAGGGGCAGAGGACGAGGUCGAGGACGAGGAGGAAAGGCAAUGCAUCAUUUUCCGCCACUCGGAGUUCCGGAAUUUGAUUUUAUGACAGGCGGAACGAAUCACAGUAAAUUGGCAGGAACAGUUUAUGAUUUUGACGAUGAAAUUGGAGGUGAAAGUGUGGAAAAUCUCAAGGCGAUGCGAGAUAGAAGAAGAUCUGUUGAUUGUCGAGUGGAGCCAUUUAGGUCAGGAUCAACGAGAGCAGGAGGAGGAGAAGCAACAUCGCCAAAAUUUGCCAGUCCAAAUGCACAUUCCAAACAAAGACCAAUUCCACCGCCAUUCACAACGGCGGACAUCCGGAAUCUCAGGCCACCGAGUCCUGUGAGAACGGAUACAACGGUGGCUCAGGUGACACCAACAACAUCCCUAAGGGACAUUGUACAGCCGGUAUUGCCUGGACCAGUGGAUAUGAGAACAUAUUCAAGUUACGAUUCUUCAUCGGAUGCUUUCAAUAAUCAUCUCCUGAGGGCAUUUGCCAGUGGGACAGCUGAUCAGACCCUGGCGGAUAUUGAUGAGGAGAUGGAGAAGGAACUUCAGUCAGCCCUUAAGGCCAGCAGUACAAAGCCCAAGAGUCCGACGGUUAAACAGCCCGAAAGUCAACCAGUUCCACCUCCGGAAGAAUUAGUUGAAGAUGCCACAAAGUCCAAGGUGAGCUUAUCAGAUUCAAGGAAUCAGCUUAAGCUUAAGAUUAAAGGGCCACUGGCUCAUCCUGAUAACUACAAUACCCAGACUACAGCUGUUAGACCACAAAUUGGUCCAGGAAUUGAUUCAGCUUUCCCUGCCACAUCCACCAAUUGUACCCUGAGUUCUAUGGCAACUCCGGGAAGUUCAAACUUCCAUAGGAUGCGCAAGAAGGAACUUCUGAGGCAGUAUUGCAGUCAGGAUAUGAAUACUGUUGAUGCUCAUGUUGGACUUCCCAGUGAACCUGCAGCAAGUCUCAUGAUUCACAAUACACAGAUGAGCAGAAGUGUUGGCAUACCAAAGGCUGUGGAUUCUAUGAGUUCCAUUCCCACCAAGGAAGAUUACAAAGAUUAUGCCACAUUGGAUCCGAAGAAACGAAAGAAAGUUGGUGGAAUGUCCAGGGAAUUGCGUCAACUUGACAUAUCAACUUAUGAUAUGAACGAUGAUGAUCCGGGAAGGAUGCAAUUUGAUCUGGGUAUUGAUGGUAGUAAUCUGUCAUCCGGAUAUCCGUCUAAGAGACGAAUGAGAGGGAAUAGUAGUACCAAUAGCAAAGAUCUCACUCCAGAAGCAAAUUCUGCUCUGUCCACUCCCAAGCUCAAAAUCAAAAUUGGUCAAGGUGUCAUUGAUGUCAGUCCGUCGGUGGAUAAGAGACUCAGUGGGCGACCACCGAAGAAGCGACUGAGUCAGAAUAUGGCAGUGCCGAGUGUUGAGGACAUUAAGAGGGACUGCAUGAACUUCCGCAAAUUGGUGAUGGCUGACUUUGAGGAGAAGGAAAAGGUGACAAAGCCCAAAAAGGUCAAGCCAUCGAAGGAGGAGAAGCGCAAGAAGAAAAAGGACAAGAAGCACAAAUUUGAGAUUAUCAACAAUGGCAAUAGUGAGGCAGCACCUAAGUUAAUCAUAAGGCUGGGCAAGAGGAAGAGUGAAGAGGGUGGUCAGAUAGCUGAACCUCAGAUUCCGCAGGAUCCAUACGAAUAUGAUCCAAAUGCUGUGGAUCCGUUGGCAAUGGACGAGCCCAGUGAUAAGGCAACGGGCAAGAAGAAAGCUUCGGCCAAUGGGCAGGAGAAGCUCAUAACGCCGAUUCGACUGAAGAUCUCACGGAGCAAUCAGGGAAAGUCGUAUGUGAUGUCGGAGAAGAAGGACGGGGCAGGAGGUCAGGAGGCCAAGAAGACUGACAAGGGUGCUGCUGGUGGAAAUCCCAGUGAUGGUGCUCAACAAAACUGCACAGAUACCAAGGGGAAGAGGACAAAGGAUGUUGAACUGAAUCUCGAUGCUUCCAAAAAGUCCGAGGGUAAUGCAAAGGCUUCAGGGGGAGACUCUGGAAAGGCUGCUGCUGGAAAUGCAAAUGCCAGCGAAGCGAAGAAGGCUGAUGGUGGUGGAAAGGCAGGUGAUAAGGAGUCGAUGGCCAAAGUGGAGGAGAAGUCAAAGAAAGUUGAUUCCAAGGAGACAGAUUCAUCAGCUACCACCAAAGGCUGCCCUACGCUUCCUCUCAACAAAGACUGCGAGGUUAGAUGAUAGCUUCGGCACCGUUGAAGGCGACUUCUUUAGUGUCUUUUGGUUUAGGCAAAAUUGUGGCUGGGCAAAUAUCUAAGGUAACAAAUAAUUAUUUUUUUUACAUUGAUUUCCCUGCUCUCUCUCUCUUCAUAUUUUGCUUCUCUGCAAGUCAGUGUUUUCUUAAGAUUUAAAAAAAAAACGUCUUCAACUGUUUCCUAUUUAUACAGAUUUUUUUAUACAAUGAAUUGUGAGUUAUGGAAUAGAAGAAUGGUGACAAAAUGUAGAUAGUUGAAAGAGUAUGGACAGUGUAAAACAAUACAUAAUUGAUAUUUGAAAUAUUGUAUUGCUAAUUGUAUCCAAAAUAGUGCUCUAUCAAUAGAGAUUAAAGAAAAUAUUUAAAGAAGAAUGGAAAUGAAGUGGAAAAUUGAAGGGCGAAAAAUCAAGCAAAAAAUGUUGAGAGACUUUCAGAGGGAAAAGCUCAUCCACGUAUUGCGAGUUGAUGUGGCAGAAAAAUAGAGAAAUAAAUAAAGAGAGAGAAAGUUAAAUUAACGAUGCGACAGUUCAUGUAUAGAUAGUUUAAAAAAAGCGGAAAAAAUGCUCCUGUAAAUAUUUACUUAUUUUUGCCAAUCAUUCAUGGAUAUUCUCUUUUCAAUUUAGGUUUUUUUCUUCUUUUUUUUUGGCACCUUUCAAACAUGACUGUUGACUAUUUUUAUUUAUUUAAAAUGAAAACAAAAAAAAUUAUUAUUUUCGUGAAAUUGCAAUUGGAAAUGGGACUGUGACAUUUGGGUUGCGUGAAAAGUUCGUGGAGUUGCAUUUAUAAAGAAAUGGUAGAUUUAUGAAAUAUAUUUGUCUAUCAGUUUCAUCUGGUAAUUCUUAUUUAUCUUUCAAGUUAAUUGAAUUUGACGUAUCAGUGCAUUUUUUAACACUUAAUAAAUUAAUAAAAAAAACUAAUGUCCCAGAAAAAA
Molecule: messenger RNA, 9197 nt
Organism: Phlebotomus papatasi
Lineage: Eukaryota; Metazoa; Arthropoda; Insecta; Diptera; Psychodidae
Product: PHD finger protein rhinoceros-like
Exons: 7
Coding region: 16-8253 (2745 amino acids)
Biological process (GO): regulation of transcription by RNA polymerase II
Source: RefSeq, a predicted model, not a curated record